Molecule: messenger RNA, 1467 nt
Organism: Stylonychia lemnae
Lineage: Eukaryota; Ciliophora; Spirotrichea; Sporadotrichida; Oxytrichidae
Source: the annotation of a GenBank genome assembly
AUGGAUCCUUCAAUUAAUGCAAGAGCAGAUCCUGUUUAACCUUUAAAAGUAUGUCUUCUCACACAUCAAAUGAAAUCAAUUGAAUCAUAUAAUUAUUAGGGUCAUAAACCUUUAGAAAGGAAAGAUAUAAGACCAAAUUAUAAGUCCACUUAGCUGGAGAGUGGUUUGUAGAUCUUAACUGAAACUGCUAAUUUCCCAAGUGCUAUUCAUAUGGGUAUGUUUAGAUUGGAAAAUCAAUUAAAAAUAGGUAUUCUGAUUGAAUGUGGAGCAAGAGAUGAAGACGUGCAUACAUCAGGUGUCCUUGCAGCAUUAAAGAGCAUUCAGUACAAGACUGCCAAGCACUCUAAUGAAACCAUGAACUAUGGAAGAAUCCAAUUAAGUGGAGGAGAUAUUGUGAUGGACUAUGAUAUGGAGAGAAUAUAUAUUAAAGGAUCAUGUGUUGAGCACAAUGCUUCAGAUUAGCUUAAGAUGAUGAUAGACAUGGCUUUCGAGCCAAAGACAAAGGGGGCAUGUGAUGUUGCCAGAGUCCUUUAUCAAAGAAAUCAUGAGUAGAUACAAUCUAUGGUUAGUUAGGAUCCUAGUAUCUUAGCUAAUGAUGAACUAAUGAAGACUGCUUAUGGAGAAUAAACCCUAGGAAUGCCUCUCUAAGGCCUUUACUAAAAUGCUCACAAUAUCAAUGCUGAAACUAUUAAUGGCUUCAUUGAUGAAUAGAUCUCGCCAGAAAGAGUAUUGAUUGUUGCUAAUGGAGUUGAGAAUCAUGAAGAUUUUGUAGAUCUUGUGAGACUUCACUUAGGGGGCAAUGGUCCAAUUUAGAAAUCCCCAAAGCCAAAGAUUCCCAGCAAGUAUCAGGGAGGAUUCUAUACUCAUAAGAUAAAUGAUUCCGAAACAAUAAAGAUAAAUCUUGCAUUUGAAACUGUUCCAUGGCACAGCACAGAGAUGCCAGCAUUCUUCGUAAUGAACACAUUGAUUGGUAAUGCUUAGAGUUUCUCUUCAGGAGGUCCAGGUAAAGGCAUGUAUUGCAGAGCUAUUACAAAUAUGAUGCAGAAAUAUGAAAUGAUCAUUGAAGCAGGAGCCAUUAAUAAUCAUUACGCUGACUCUGGCUUAUUUGGCUUGAGUAUCACUGGAAACUCAAUUUAGUAUGAGACUUUAUUGAGGGUGAUUUGUGAAGAAAUGCAGAAUCUCUCUAAGCCAAUCUAAGACAUAGAACUCCUUAGAGCUAAGAAUAUUCUUAAAAUGAAUGUACUGAUGGCUAUGGAAAGAAAAGAAGAGCGUCUUGAGGAAAUUGCAAGAAAUUACAUGACAUACGACGACCUAACAUUUAUGUAGUACCUUCCUAAUAUUGAUAAAGUAACGAGUGAUGAUGUUAAUAAAGCAGCACUUAGAAUUAUGAAGACAACACCUACUUUAGUGGCAUUUGGAGGAUACGCUGAUAAGAUAACUCCAAGGCUUUUAAGUAGGCAUUUUUGA